Messenger RNA from Rhopalosiphum padi (bird cherry-oat aphid), 2052 nucleotides. RefSeq lists its product as uncharacterized. The record is from RefSeq and is a predicted model, not a curated record. NCBI's taxonomy places the organism in Eukaryota, Metazoa, Arthropoda, Insecta, Hemiptera, Aphididae. The transcript is spliced from 12 exons. The coding region runs from base 103 to 1650 and encodes 515 amino acids.
AAUGUUUUAAAAGCACACGAUCAUAGUCAGACUGUGUUGAGUUUGAAGUUUGUCGAGGUUGACGGUAGUUGAAUUAAAUUUAUCCGAUAAAAAUCGUACAAUAUGACUGCUAAUAUUUUAAACAUUGUUUGCGGUCUUGUGUACGUUGUCAUCGUGUGUGUAAAUGCAGCUCCAUCAACAAAAUUACCUAAAGGUUUUAUCCAAUGCAAACAAAGUGAUCCUAAUUUUGACGGAUGUCUAAUGACGGGAAUUCAAAGUGCUAUUCCUCAUUUGGCAAAAGGUGUUCCAAAUUUGGGAAUACUCAAAAUGGAUCCAUUGCGAAUCGAUAAAUUGAUAAUUGAUCAAGGCAAGGGGCCAGUUAGCAUAAAACUGGAUUUUAAAAAUUUGGAUAUUACUAACCUCAAAUCUAUUGUUAUAGACAAAGUUCAUUAUAAUGCAGACACUUUAAGUGUGGAUGCUGAAUUACAUCCCUUAAAACCUAUAGUUUUGGAUGGAGAUUAUGAAAUAUCGGGAAAAGUAUUAAUUCUUCCAAUUGUAGGAAAAGGAAGAUGUAAAAUUACUAUAGAUGUUACAAAUCUUGUUGGCACUAUUAAAAUGAAAUCAGUAUUAAAGAACGGAAAUAAGCAUUUAGAAAUUGUAAAUAUAUCAUGGAAAUUUACAGCUUCAAAAUUGAAUCUUAAAUUUGAUAAUUUGUUUAACGGAGACAAAGCCUUAGGAGAUAACAUGAACGUAUUCCUAAACGAGAAUUGGCGUGAACUUAUCGUUGAACUGCAACCGGCUAUUGAAGAAGUUUUUGGUACUGCCUUCAAAGAAAUUGGUCAACAAUUUUUGAAUCGUAUUCCGUUAGAUCAAAUAAUCUUAUGUACAUACAAAUUAUACAAGAUGACUAAUUUGGCUUCUUUUAUCGUAAAGUUUGUUUGUUGUCUUACGUACAUUUUCGUUGGAACUAUACACGCUGCCCCUUCAACAAAAUUGCCAUUAGGUUUUGUGCAAUGCAAAUUAAGUGAUCCGGCUAUAAGUGCAUGUAUAAGAGAUGGACUACAACGAGCUACUCCUUAUUUGGCAAAAGGUAUUCCGAGUCUCGGGAUACUUCCGAAUGAUCCAUUGAGAAUUAAUUCAUUAGCAAUAGAUCAGGGUAUAGGAGCUGUGAAUCUGAAGUUUAAAGAUCUAGAUAUUUUAAACAUGAAAUCGACGAUUAUCAAGGAUUUGGAAUUUGAUCCAAAAAACUAUACACUUAAUGUCGCUCUAGUCAUCCAAAAACCAAUUAUACUGGAAGGUCAAUAUGAAACGAAUGGCAGAGUAAUAAUUUUGCCCAUUAAUGGAAAUGGAACAUGUAGAUUUACUUUAGACAAUUACAAAUCUUUUAGUGUUAUUAAAAUGAAGCCAGUGCUUAAAAAUGGUAAUACACAUUUAGAAAUCAAAAGCUUAGAUUGGAAGUUUACUACUUCAAAAAUGCAUUUAAAAAUGAAUAAUUUAUUUAACGGAGACAAAGUUCUUGGUGACAACAUGAACAUAUUUUUAAACGAGAAUUGGAUGGAACUAUUAAAAGAAAUGCAACCAGCUUUCGAAAGAGCUUUGAGUGCUGCUUUUAUUUCAAUUGCACAAGAGUUCUUUAAUAGGAUUCCAUUAAAUCAAAUUUUUAUAGAUUAAAUAUAAUAUUAAUAAUUAAUUAAUACUUAUAUUAUUUUGGUAUAGUAAAUUAUUUAUAAAUAAUUGUUAUGCUUUAAACUGCAAUAUUCUUAAUUUAAAAAUAAUUUAAAGAAUUACUGUGUAAUUUAUUGUAUAAAUUUAAGUAUAGCUAUAAACGUGUUAUUCUAACUGAAUUAUAUCACUCAUAAUUUUGUAGAUUAAACUAGUAAUAUGUAAUUAUGUAAAUAAUUUUGUCCGUAUUUAGUUCUUUUGUAUAAUAUAUAAUACAUUUUUUAAUUAUUUGAUGUUGCUUUUUAUGCAGCCAGUAUUAAAAUAAAAUAUAACUUAAAAUCAGCUCAUACUAUUAAAUAUUUAAAAUAAUAGAUUUUACGUUUAAAAAAAUAUAAUAAUAUUAAUAUAAUA